Messenger RNA from Apaloderma vittatum (bar-tailed trogon), 2767 nucleotides. It is a transcript of the gene LRRC8D, whose product is annotated as leucine rich repeat containing 8 family, member D. Bases 1 to 2454 code for a protein of 817 amino acids. NCBI's taxonomy places the organism in Eukaryota, Metazoa, Chordata, Aves, Trogoniformes, Trogonidae. Gene Ontology annotation, molecular function: protein binding. The record is from RefSeq and is a predicted model, not a curated record. The transcript has 2 exons.
AUGUUUACCCUUGCAGAAGUUGCAUCGCUCAAUGACAUCCAGCCAACUUACCGUAUCUUGAAACCAUGGUGGGAUGUAUUUAUGGAUUAUCUGGCUGUUGUUAUGUUAAUGGUUGCUAUUUUUGCUGGAACCAUGCAGCUGACCAAAGACCAGGUGGUCUGCUUGCCAGUUUUGCAGUCUACUGUAAAUUCAAAAGCACAGCCUGUCACGUCAGGGAAGGCUGACUUUACCACUGUUGAAACAACCGCUGGUCAGGGAGAAGAAGCAUCAAAAGAUUCUUCAGGCCGUAAAACAAAUUUGGAUUUUCAGCAAUAUGUAUUUAUUAACCAGAUGUGCUAUCAUUUGGCUCUUCCUUGGUAUUCAAAGUAUUUUCCCUAUCUUGUUCUCAUCCAUACUAUCAUUUUAAUAGUCAGUAGCAACUUUUGGUUCAAGUAUCCCAAGACUUGCUCAAAAAUUGAGCAUUUUGUGUCUAUAUUAGGUAAGUGCUUUGAGUCCCCCUGGACUACAAAAGCGUUGUCUGAAACAGCGUGUGAGGACUCCGAGGAGAACAAACAGAGGUUAACUGGUGCCCAAUCCCUGCCCAAGUAUGUUUCCACUAGCAGUGAUGAAGGAAGCCCAAGUGCCAGCACUCCCAUGAUAACGAAGUCUGGCUUCAAAUUUUCGGCUGACAAGCCAACGAUUGAGGUUCCCAGUGUCACUAUUUUAGAUAAGAAAGAUGGAGAACAAGCCAAAGCCCUCUUUGAGAAAGUCCGUAAGUUUCGGGCUCACGUGGAGGACAGCGAUCUGAUUUACAAGCUCUAUGUUGGCCAGACUGUCAUCAAGACUGUCAAGUUCAUAUUUAUUCUCUGCUAUACUGCAAACUUUGUCAACACCAUUAGUUUUGAACACAUCUGCAACCCGAAAGUGGAGCACCUGAUUGGCUACACACAGUUUGAAUGUACACACAACAUGGCUUACAUGUUGAAGAAGCUGCUUAUCAGCUAUAUUUCCCUCAUUUGCGUCUAUGGCUUUAUCUGCCUCUACACGCUUUUCUGGCUGUUCCGCAUACCUUUAAAAGAAUAUUCCUUUGAAAAGGUCAGAGAGGAGAGUAGCUUCAGUGAUAUCCCUGAUGUCAAAAAUGAUUUUGCGUUUCUCUUGCAUAUGGUAGAUCAGUACGACCAGCUGUAUUCUAAGCGAUUUGGUGUCUUUUUGUCAGAGGUAAGUGAGAACAAACUGCGGGAAAUCAGUUUAAACCACGAAUGGACUUACGAAAAGCUGCGGCAACACGUUUCCCGCAAUGCCCAGGACAAGCAAGAAUUGCAUCUCUUCAUGCUGUCGGGUGUCCCCGACGCGGUGUUUGAUCUGACGGACCUGGACGUGUUGAAACUGGAGCUCAUUCCCGAGGCGAAAAUCCCACCGAAAAUUUCCCAGAUGACAAAUCUUCAGGAGCUUCAUCUGUGCCACUGCCCUGCGAAGGUUGAGCAGACCGCCUUCAGCUUCCUCCGGGACCACUUGAGAUGCCUUCAUGUGAAAUUCACAGAUGUUGCAGAAAUUCCUGCGUGGGUGUAUUUGCUCAAAAAUCUCCGUGAAUUGUACUUGAUAGGCAACUUGAACUCUGAAAACAAUAAAAUGAUAGGGCUCGAAUCUCUCAGAGAAUUGAGACACCUUAAAAUUCUCCACGUGAAGAGCAAUUUGACCAAAAUUCCCCCCAAUAUCACAGAUGUGGCACCGCAUCUGACAAAACUCGUCAUUCAUAAUGAUGGCACUAAGCUUGUGGUACUCAAUAGCCUUAAGAAAAUGACUAAUGUUGCGGAGUUGGAACUGCAGAACUGUGAACUGGAGAGAAUUCCCCAUGCCAUCUUCAGCCUCUCUAACUUACAGGAACUGGAUUUGAAGUCAAACAGUAUACGCACAAUUGAAGAAAUCAUCAGUUUCCAGCACUUAAAAAGAUUGACUUGUUUAAAGCUGUGGCACAAUAAAAUAGUCAACAUUCCUUCCUCCAUCACCCACAUAAAGAAUUUGGAGUCUCUUUAUCUCUCCAAUAACAAACUCGAAUCCUUACCAGCUGCAGUGUUCAGUUUACAGAAACUUAGGUGUUUGGAUGUAAGCUACAACUCGAUUGCAUCGAUUCCAGUGGAAGUAGGUUUUCUUCAAAAUCUGCAGCAUUUUCACAUCACGGGAAACAAAGUCGACACUUUGCCAAAACAGUUGUUUAAAUGUGUUAAAUUGAGAACUUUGAGUCUGGGACAAAACUGUAUUACCUCAAUCCCAGAUCAAGUUAGUCAACUGUUGCAGCUGACUCACCUGGAACUGAAGGGAAACUGCUUGGACCGUCUGCCAGCCACGCUGAGGCACUGUCAGCUUCUCAGGAAAAGUGGGCUCGUGGUGGAAGAUCACCUCUUUGACGCUUUGCCCUCAGAAGUGAAAGAGGUGUUGAAUCAAGACACAAGUAUUCCCUUUGCUAACGGGAUUUAGGCUGAGGUGAAACGCUCAGUAUCUGACUUCCAAACGGCAAAUGCUAAAAAGUAUGGCAAUUGUGAGACCAUGCAUUUUAGAAAGCAGAAUUUCUUGGAAGGCAGGACUACUAGCAGGAUUAGAACAGGUGUAACCGAGUGUUCAAUGCUUGCAGUGUUUUAAAAGAUUAUUUCCAAAAUUUUUGAGAGGAUAAAGAACCUUAAUAAUCUCAAUUCUUUUUUUCCUUAAAUUGUUUGUAACUUGGAUGCUGCCGCUUUUGAAUGUUUACAAAUUUGCUCGCCUGCUUAAAGUAAAUGAUUAAAUUGAUGACCUU